CGGGGCCAGGACCACGAUGGAAGCGCAGCGGCUGGGCAAGCUGGAGGCUCCAUCAAGGGCCCGGGGGCCGGGGGGCAGCCCUGGGCGGCUGCAGAAGCGGCAGGCGCGCGUCACCGUCAAGUAUGACCGGCGGGAGCUGCAGCGGCUACUGGACGUGGAGAAGUGGAUUGACGGGCGCUUGGAGGAACUGUACCGCGGCAGGGAGGCAGACAUGCCCGAUGAGGUCGACAUCGAUGAAUUGUUGGAAUUAGAGAGUGAAGAAGAGAGAAGCCGGAAGAUCCAGGGGCUCCUAAAGUCGUGCGCGAACCCCACAGAGGACUUCGUGCAGGAGCUGCUGGCGAAGCUGCGAGGCCUCCACAAGCAGCCAGGCCUCCGUCGGCCCAACCCCUCCGGCGACGGCAGCCUGAGCCCCCGCCAGGACCGAGCCCGGACCGCGCCACCCUGACCCUCUCUGGCCUCCGUGACCUGCUCCGUCUCCCCGCCACCCAACGCUGCCCUGGGUUGUUUAUAAGUUGUAUUUAAUGG
Cervus elaphus (red deer) is the source of this 525-nucleotide messenger RNA. RefSeq names its product protein phosphatase 1 regulatory subunit 14A-like. Gene Ontology annotation, cellular component: cytoplasm. Gene Ontology annotation, molecular function: protein serine/threonine phosphatase inhibitor activity. The transcript has a single exon. The record is from RefSeq and is a predicted model, not a curated record. Gene Ontology annotation, biological process: regulation of phosphorylation. Bases 17 to 445 code for a protein of 142 amino acids. Lineage: Eukaryota; Metazoa; Chordata; Mammalia; Artiodactyla; Cervidae.